Biomphalaria glabrata is the source of this 1141-nucleotide messenger RNA. RefSeq lists its product as uncharacterized. NCBI's taxonomy places the organism in Eukaryota, Metazoa, Mollusca, Gastropoda, Planorbidae. Gene Ontology annotation, cellular component: membrane. The transcript is spliced from 5 exons. The record is from RefSeq and is a predicted model, not a curated record. The coding region runs from base 371 to 901 and encodes 176 amino acids.
ACUGGAUUGGACCGAAACUCUGGGACAUUUCAUUUCAAGUUUGACGAUAAAUUAUUUGGUAGCACUUUUUAAACUUCUUCAGUACAGAAUUCAAAUAGAAUAAACUUUAGAUCGCAAGCAUAUGCUUUGAGAGGGACGAUGUAGCGAGAGAAAAUCAACAAAAACAACUUUGAAUUUCAAUAAAUAUACAUCGGAUUUGUUUCUUUGUUCUAGAUCUAAGUUUUUGAAAGUUCCUUAAGAAAAGAAGAUUUUUAAAUCCUUGCCCGAACGUUCCGAAGAAUUUAGGGAGUUCAGAGAGCAGGGAGUGAUCAUUGUGUUGACAGUUUGAAGCAGACAAUAACAGGAAGACAAGACAAACCAGAACAAAGAAAUGCCAGAGCCAUCAAGUUUUCGUUACUCUCAGCCAUUGCAAGUUAAUCUAGAGAAUAUACCUCAGAGGACUAAACAUGAUGCUUACAGUGUUCCAUACCAAAUACUAGUGCCACAAUCUUCUGACUCCCAAGGAUAUCCACCUAUGUACACACAAAUGACUGAUGAGAGCCAAGACGCAUUACUACCACGUUACACCUAUGGUCAGCAGCAGUUCUCUCAGCCUGUCCAGUACAUUGUCCAACCUGGAUCUAGAUACAUUUCUCAGAUAAAGAGAGAGCGCCAUGUAAGUGAUUACUUAGGUUUAAGCAUAUUCACUACCUUCUGCUGUUGUUUGCCAUUAGGAAUUUGGGCAAUAAUUGAAUCCAACAGGGCAAGAAAGCAUGCAGGUCAAGGACGAUACGCGGACGCCCAAAAGAAUUCGAGGUGUGCAUUGAAUCUGAACAUCGCAUCUUUAAUUUUAGGUGCUAUAUUGAUUGCAGUUUUAAUUAUCUACAAACUUGUACUUAAGCAAAAUAAUAAUGAUCCUUAAAUAGAUAUAUUCUUGUGUGGCUCAAAUAUAAUUAAGGUAUAUCACUGUCAUGUGGGGCAGGGAGUCUAGGCUGUAUAGAAGUGAAAACCGGAAGUUGUUAACAAACUAACACUAUUUAGUUUCUAUUAAGAGUCUACAAUCAGUUUAAGGAGUUUUUAAGUUUAAAGCUUCAUGUGAUGUCAACAUUUGAAUAAUUUUUUAAAAUGUUAUUUACAUUAUAAAGCGUAUUAUUGCUUUGUA